ACCAUAAAUAGUGCCAAUAUUCGGCUUAAGUAAUUCAGAUUUGACAGGUGACACCUCAGCAAGAAAUCGGUAAUUUUGUUGAGUUUAAGGAAACAUGGCUAGUCCAAGAACUCGUCGUGUGCUGAAAGAUUUGAAAAUCAAAGAUGGCAACGGUAACUGUUUUGAAUGUGGUGGACACAAUCCUCAAUGGGUCAGUGUUACAUACGGUGUAUGGAUUUGCCUCGAAUGCUCAGGAAAGCAUAGAGGACUAGGUGUUCAUCUCAGUUUUGUGCGAUCUGUGAGUAUGGACAAAUGGAAGGACAUAGAGCUAGAGAAGAUGAAGGCUGGGGGUAACAGAAAAGCUAAGGAGUUCUUUGAAUCUCAAUCAGACUAUAAACCAGGAAUGUCUCUACAAGAAAAGUAUAACUCCAGAGCUGCUGCUUUAUACAGGGACAAGAUUUCGACAUUAGCAGAAGGAAAACCAUGGAGUAUAGAUACAUCAUCAGCGCGUCAUCAUAAACCAUUUGUUGCAGCCUCCGCUGGCCUAAAACCUUCACAGAGUUAUCCAAGAAUGGGUCACCAGGACAGUAGUACUACUAGUAGUAACUCCAGCUUCACAAGUAGUGGCUACCAAGACUCUUUCUCAUCAGAGGACAUUAAGAAACAUAAAGAAGAUUUCUUUGGAAGAAGACAGAUGGAAAAUGCCACAAGACCAGAUCAUUUGCCACCAAGUCAAGGAGGAAAAUAUGCAGGGUUUGGAAACACGGUAGAAAAGAAAAAGGAAGAUGACUUCUUUGAAAACACUAUGUCCAGUUUAUCUAGUGGCUGGUCAACAUUUGCAUCUGGUGCAACAAAAUUUGCCUCUGUGGCCUCAGAAAAGGCAACAAAGGUAGCUCAUGCAGCCAAGGAGAAGACAAUAGAAAUAAGUGGUACUGUCAAUGACUCAGUCAUCAAACCCACAAAAGAUAAGGUUAAAGAAGGAACAUUGUUGAAUGACGUUGGUGAAUCCAUGAGUGGUUUUGCUUCAAAGCUCUCCAGUGUGGGGGCGAAAGGUUGGGGUAACCUCCAGAGUUUAUGGGGUGAACCAAAGACGACAUUGAGUUCAGUGGAUACAAGCCCUGGCGAGAAAUCUUCACUGUUAGGAGGUGGUACUCCUACACAUCAAAGUGAUCAAAGUCAGAAUAAACUGUUGAAGGACGAGGAUGACUGGGGCGGCUGGUCCGAUGAUAAAAAUUCCGGAUGGAAUAACGCUGAAGAAAACGGUGAUGAUCAGGCACUUGAGGAUUGGCUAAAUGAUGAUGAUGAUAGUGGAUCAAGGUCUUCCAAACAUAAACAAUCUAAAAAUAGUAACAAUGAAGAUAAUUGGGACGAUUGGGGUCAGAUUGAUGGGAAAGACAAAAAAUCGUUAAAAUCUAGUCAAAAUAUGAAAAAGAAGGAAAGUUUAAAAACAAAAUCAAGUGAUUCAGAUGGUUGGAAUGUAGAGGACUGGGGCAUUGAUACAUCUUCCAAUAAACAUUCCUCCAAGAAGCCAAAGGAUCCAUUAGUUGGCAAUCUGUUGGACUUGGAUAUAAAUGACAGUAGCAAUAUAGAAACAGGGGCAAAUAACUCUGGUUGGGACAAUGAUGUAUGGGCGGACGGUGAUGAUGAUGACUGGCAGACUUUAGAGCUGGAUAGUAAAACUAAAUGAAUCUAAUGUUGUCUGUUCCUAUGGUAAUUUAUGUUAGUGAAAUAAAAAUUCCGUUAAUAAGCAAUUCAAUAUUUGUAAAAAUGCUAAAGAAAAUCGUUUAUAGUUUCAGUUUUUGUGUUCAUUAUAUAGUGAGAUCUUAGAAAGAGAGAAAAGAUGAAAAGAAUGAUUAAUUCACUAUGAUAACAACCCUGUUAUAGUUUUUAUUGAAAGCAUAUGCUGAUUGUAUAUUAUGUGAAAUUAGAAUUUGUAAAAAAAAAUAAUUUAAAAUUAAAGUCUGCUGGACAAAGUUUUUGAAUAAAAAUUCCAAGUUGAAUGGUAGAUUCCUCAACUUUUAAAUUGAUCAAAUUCUUCUGUAGUUUAUAGAUAAAUCAUUUGCAUCUUUAAGAAAAUUCUUUUAUGAAGAAAGUUUUAGAAAUAUACCAGGAUCAGUAAGUUUGUAACUUGAUCACUUUUAUUAUGUUUUAUCAGUGUUUGCUGGUUAAAUUCCCUUUUAAUGUGCAAAAAGAAUUGUUUUAGAAUUAAUUGUUGAUACUUAGACAUAUACUUCAGUGAAGUCUAGAUCAAAUUAUAGACAAACAAAUUUAAGGCCAGUAUGAUUUAAUUUUUGGAAGAGCAUCUGCCGUAGACCUUAUUUUUAUUGUCAUGCAAUGUAAUUUGUUAUUAAAACAUAAUAUAUUUGUAUGUUCCUGUGCAAUUUUCAACCUGAAAUUUUUCUGUAAAAAGUGAAAAAGAUGUGCAUAUUUGCUCACCAUACAUUUACACAUCCUUCAGUCUUGGGCGAUAAAAAAUUGGUUAAUUUGUACUGGCCUAAGAUUUAGUUUCCAUGUAAAAUCUUGCAUGAAAAUACAUUUGUUGUACAUUUGUUCUAACAUCUAGUAUUAUUUAUUUUGUUUUAUUUAAGAAAAAAAAAAGGUUGUUGUAAUUGCUAGAAACAAGAUAAGUCAGUCUGACUUCAGACACUGGAAAAUGAAAUCUGCAUGGAAUCUACUCAAAAAUUUAUUUGCUUUGUAACUCUCUGAAGGACAAAAAGCUAGAACAUUGUUGAUAUAUCAAAGAAGAAAAUGCAGAAUUUUCUAGAAAGAAAUGUUUAAAAGAAAUUGUUAAUUUACAUGUGCAAGAUUACGUAGACUUUAUUGUUACCCAUCACAGGCUUUUCUUUUAUGCAUAAAUUUCCAUAAACAAAUUGUUUCCUUAAAUUUUACUGAAAUUCUUUUGAAAACACCAUAAAUCAAAGAGAAUUCUUAAAACUACACUGCUUAAUUACCAUAUUUUUGUCUUUCAUCUUGUGAGGUUGGCCCUGAAAAGUUCACUUUUAGUCCUGAAAUUAGCCAUUUUAUAUAAUGAUUAAUUGCUACUUAACGUGUCCCUUGUUGCAAAAGCACUGCUUCUGUUCCAUGCAUAUUGUAAAAGAAAUGAGUAGAUCUAUCAGGCAUAGUAUACACGUAUUACAAUUUAUAACAUAUGAUAUUUUAGUAUUUGAACAAUUUUGGACAUUUUACUGGAAACAUUGUAGCUGUAUUUUGUCUUUGUAAUAUUAUCAUUGAACACAAUCAUACUGUAGUGUCCUGGUAUUCCAAUGCUAAUUUUUUUAUCAGUUUCUCACUGUUCCAUAUUGUUGGUGAAUAAGGAGAGUUAUUAUUCAACUUUACAAUAUAUCAAAAGAUAUUACAUCAAUUGAGUAUGUCAUAUGAAAAGGGUAGAAUGAAUACAAAUUACAGCAGAGCCGAUACAAGAAGAUCAGGGCCAAUAUAAGAAAAUUAGGGCCAAUAUGGAAUUGAAGCAUUUAGACUGGUUUAAAAAAAGAAGGCCAGAUAUGGAGAAGUAGCUUUAACGAUGCCAUUUUGUAGACAGUGUAAUACAGGCAGUCUAUAGUCCUUACAGAUUUUAGAUGCACGCCUAAAAAUGUAAAAGUUAGUUUUAAUUGUUUUUGUUAAAAUUAUAAUAGUAUUUUUGUUUUAUCGUAAGAGUUGUUGUAAAGUUGAAUAGUAAAAUUUGUCAUUCAUCAAGUGACUGCAUGUUAGCUUUGUUACUUGUCCUUAAGCAGUCAUAUUGGCCUUUGACCUCGGGCCAAUAUGACCAACCUUAGACCAAUAACAAGGCCAAUUAGAUGAAAACACUUGGUUAGUAACAUUUUAUUACAGACCAUGUCCAAAACAUCCAUAGUACAGUAUUUUUAAGUGAAUUUUAAAAAUUGGUAUGUUUUCUCUGAUUGUAGGAAAACAGUUUUAGAUAUUUUGAAUUAAUAUUUGUUUUAGAUGAAAUAUCAGUAUGUAAGAUAUAUAAGAUCACCAAUGGUAUUAAAUGUAAUAUUUCA
Molecule: messenger RNA, 3980 nt
Organism: Mercenaria mercenaria
Lineage: Eukaryota; Metazoa; Mollusca; Bivalvia; Venerida; Veneridae
Product: ADP-ribosylation factor GTPase-activating protein 1-like
Exons: 11
Coding region: 95-1666 (523 amino acids)
Biological process (GO): regulation of ARF protein signal transduction; regulation of endocytosis
Cellular component (GO): Golgi membrane
Molecular function (GO): GTPase activator activity
Source: RefSeq, a predicted model, not a curated record